CUGCUCUGAUUUGUUUGCUUUUUUUGAGUCAGCUGAUCGUUGACGUCUGCUUCUGACUUCUGUGUUCGAGGUGAAAGCAAGCAACAUCGAGGGCACAACACCGAAUUUACUGGUUGAGAUCGAAGCUCAGUAAAGGGAAAUCAAAGCUGUGUAAAGGAAAUAACAGUAACCAUGGCUCCAACAUUGUAUGAUAAGAAGCCGGAGCCAGGGGAUCUGAUAGAGAUAUUCAGAGGGAAAUACCAGCACUGGGCUUUGUACGUUGGUGACGGUUUUGUUGUUCACCUGGCCCCACCAUCCGAGGGACCUGGGGCCGGGGCCAACAGCAUGAUGUCUGUGCUCAGUGACAAGGCUAAGGUGAAGAAGGAAGAGAUCUGGGACGUGGUGGGGCAUGAUCAGUGGUGUGUAAACAACCUGCUGGAUGAGAAGUACCAGGUCAGACCCAUACGUGAGAUACUGAGGGAAGCCCAGGCCUAUGUGGACCAGGAGAUGCCCUACUGUGUCUUCAGGGGGAACUGUGAGCACUUUGUCACAGAGCUGAGAUAUGGGAAGGCUGAGUCUCGACAGGUUCGUCAGGCUGUGGGAAUGGCCACAAUGGUUGGCCUCGGAUUCCUUGCUGUUGCAGGUAUCGCGGCCAUCUUUGGAGGUGGAAGCAAGAAGAAGAAUGAAGAAGAAGAAGAAUAUAAGUGACCAACUGUAUAAUAGCUUCCUGAGCAGCCAGUCACCAAUAAGCCUAAUAGAUUAAUUAUUUAACUCCAGUACUGCCAUCGUCACUUGUAUAAUUCUGGGGAUUUCAGAAGGAAGGGUUGAGUAUUUCCAUAAUAUUUACAUUUUUUACAGUUACACAGACAUGAAUUGAAAGCACAAAAGGAGGAAACGUGUCUGGUUAUAAUUCCAAGGUAUACAGCCUUGGCGGGGCCAUAACCUUGCAGGCUGCUAGACUAAGCUAGCUGUUUUAAAAAAUGUUGUCAGUUACUUAUAAGCUAUGAAGUUUCCCUACUAUAGUUUUAACAUAUUUAUGUAGACUCUUUAUAAUGGGAUAAAAUGGUAUUCCACUGAAGUUCUAAUAUUUCUAUCAUUAAGCAAAUUGUCUUUAGGACCCAGGGCUCUCGAGUGGCACAGCCGUCCAAGGCACUGCAUCUCAGUGCUAGAUGCAUCACUACAAACCCUGGUUCGAGUCCAGGCUGUAUCAUAACCGGUGCACAAUUGGCCCAGCGUCGUUAGGGUUUGGCCAAAUAAGAAUUUGUUCUUAACUGACUUGCCUCGUUAAAUAUAAAAAUAAAAGGACCCACAGAACUACUCCUGGUUAGGGUUGAAGUGGAUACAUCUAAUGCUGCUUAUAUCGCUUUGUAAUGACUGACAGCGUUAUGAACAGGUGCAUCAAAGCUGGGACCGAGAGACUGAAAAACAGCUUCUAUCUCAAGUCCAUCAGACUGUUAAAUAGCCAUCAGUAGCACCUUAGAGGCUG
This is a messenger RNA of Salvelinus namaycush (lake trout), 1465 nucleotides long. Its product is annotated as phospholipase A and acyltransferase 3-like. Lineage: Eukaryota; Metazoa; Chordata; Actinopteri; Salmoniformes; Salmonidae. Bases 172 to 687 code for a protein of 171 amino acids. The record is from RefSeq and is a predicted model, not a curated record. Gene Ontology annotation, molecular function: A2-type glycerophospholipase activity; glycerophospholipid phospholipase A1 activity. Gene Ontology annotation, cellular component: cytoplasm. Gene Ontology annotation, biological process: N-acylphosphatidylethanolamine metabolic process. The transcript has 6 exons.